Messenger RNA from Conger conger (European conger), 2231 nucleotides. RefSeq names its product immediate early response 5-like (gene ier5l). The record is from RefSeq and is a predicted model, not a curated record. NCBI's taxonomy places the organism in Eukaryota, Metazoa, Chordata, Actinopteri, Anguilliformes, Congridae. The transcript has a single exon. The coding region runs from base 145 to 1038 and encodes 297 amino acids.
GCAUACAAAGGGGAGAGGAAGCCGUGUUCAAUGUUUCUCCGCAAACGACUCAAGCCUUCGCCCCCGAACGAAAUAUCAUUAUUUCCACUUUAAAAAAUCCCGUUUUCUUCACCAGAUAAGUGGGUAAAAGAAAACGUUUCGACCAUGAUAAACAUGAUGGACUGUGCGGUGGACGCACAGAGCCUGAUCUCCAUUUCUCUACGGAAAAUCCACAACUCCAGAACGCAGAGAGGAGGCAUCAAGCUUCACAAAAACCUCCUGGUCUCCUACGUCCUGAGGAACGCCAGGCAAGUCUAUAUGAACGAGAAGUACGCGGAGAUUUACCGGAUGCAACAGUACGAGGAGGUAAUGACCGUUUGUAAUGAAAUUCAGGAGCUGAACCCUCUCGAUUUGGCUGAGGACUGCGUGGAGCAGAGCGACGAGUGCUGCGGCGAGCCGGCGAGCCUCUGCGGUGCACUACUGCCCGCCAGCCUAACGACAGUGCAGCCAGCGCAUAUCCAAACACCUACUCCCUGCUCUGCGCCUUUAUCUCUCCAAAGCGAGGAGAUCUGCAAGGAACCUGAUUCUUCAUUCUACCGGAGCUGUUGCGCAGAAGCUUACCCUGUGUCGAAUUGUGACUUUUCAUCAAGUAACAACAUGUACUGUAACAAAACGACGGUGCUGGAUUUGGACACGCACGUAGUGACUACAGUUGAGAACGGAUAUCUCCACCAGGACUGCUGCGCGCCGCUCCAACAGUGUUGUCAAGGCGCACAAAAUCCUGCCAAGAAGCGCAAGGUUGACUUUGGGUAUUAUGUGUCCGAACCAGAGGAGGUACUGGAUUUUACGCCAUGUAAAAGGGUAAGGAUGGAAGAAUGUACGUACUCGGAGCAGUUUGACAAUUCGAACAUUUCCAACCUGAUCUCGAUCUUCGGGAAUGGGUUUACGGGGCUAGUGAGCAAGCAGGCGGACUUUGAGCAAGCCUUAAACGGACAGUUCUGUAGCAAACAAGCACUGGCGAGCCUCGGAGCAUGGACUAGAGCGAUUGUGGCUUUUUGACUCUGUGGUAAAUUAGACCAUUUAUUAAAUUGUACAGUUUAAAAAUAAAUGUACUUUAUUUUUUCUAAAAAGCUAUUUAAACAUUGGGCGGGUUGUGUUCGCUGUUUCAUUUAAACUGGGAGGGGGAGAAUGGUUCUACCACAUGUGAUGUGUCGAAAAUGUCGACAUAACAUAUACACAUUUUAAAUUGUUGUGGAUUUUUAACGAACUUGAUUUCGUUGCCUUAAACCCAACACAUUCUGCUAGCCAUUGCUACAAACAUUUGAAGUGAUCGAAUGUCUUGCUCGCGGACUUUCCCCCUCAUUUUCUCGUUUCUAUAUUUUGGACAGUUGUCUCAAACACUCCAAAUGAAUCACAUCAUCAUAUGUACACAUUUCGGACCAUACCAAAACUGGGUUAACCCUUUAUGAUGUUCUGUGCGCGUUUGCGUUAAACUGUUUGUUACACUAUGGAACCAAUGUAGGGAACUGCAUAAACACGGCUGAGUUUUCAGAUAUCUCCUAGUCAAUUUGGAAUUUACUUGGAGCUACUUGAGCACAAAAAAAGAUUGGUUGAGACGGGCAUCUACAGGGGGGUCAUCUUCACAUGUCUGACACAUGGCUUAAACCCACAGCAUCCUGUAGUGAGUGAACUUUUCUGGAAGCUGUGGUCAAGGUAUGCAAUUUGAUUAGUGUUAUACUUUCAGUCAGUACAUUGACUGGGGGAGGUCUGGGCUUCAAAAUCAAGUAUUGAUGGGUCCCUCAGCCCAGUGUGUCAGUCUUGUGGCCGUUUUUGAUUGAAUGAAUUGACUACAACUCCCAGGAUGCACAAAGUAAUUAGACCACCCUGGUUAAAUGACAAUUUGUUCUGUGCAUUGGCCACGUUUCUCCCCACCCAAUGAAAUCUCUUGUGCAAGUUAUUGCUCAGGCCCACAACAUAACUCCAUAAUGCAAACUUGAUUUUGUGAAAUCUUAACAUUUUGACAUCUUUAGACCUUUUGUUCUAAAAAGGCAAAUGUAUAAUUUAGCCAUAAGUUCUCCCCCCACAUAUGCACUAUGUGUACUGAUGUUUUUGGGCGUUCUCACUUUUUUUUUUUUUCUUCUUUUUUUUUUGCCAUUGUACUUUUGUGUAUAUUAAAUUGUAUAUCACCGGGUAAAACUGUUUUAGAAAUAUUUGUUAAAAUUUAUAAUCUUAAUAAAAAAAUCGACAAUUCA